Molecule: messenger RNA, 3372 nt
Organism: Xenopus laevis (African clawed frog)
Lineage: Eukaryota; Metazoa; Chordata; Amphibia; Anura; Pipidae
Gene: shb.L
Product: Src homology 2 domain containing adaptor protein B L homeolog
Exons: 6
Coding region: 882-2339 (485 amino acids)
Biological process (GO): signal transduction
Molecular function (GO): phosphotyrosine residue binding
Source: RefSeq, a predicted model, not a curated record
AGUUGAUCGCAAAAGCCAAGGAGAAGGUAAUGCAGCCGAGGAGAGUCAGACGGUCUCCACCAGCAGCCCUAGGCUAAACACUAGUGAUGCUUCUGCUCCAUGCGUGUCCCUCGGUCACUAGCGGAUCCACCUCUGUGACACCUGUCCCUGGCACAGGCUUUCUUUGAGUGGCCAGUUGGGGUCGGCUGCUCGAGUGGUGGGCGGGGGCUUAAUGUGAAUGUGGGCGGGUCUAUCUUUCCCCACCCCCUGACUCCGAGCCAGAGGCGAAAGCUGAUUUAGCAGCUAGAGGACUUUCACCACUUUGCUCUUGUGUUCCAUGUGGGUUUCGCAUUGUAGUGCUGUGACCUGGAACCCGCUCGUGAUAGUAACCCUCCGCGCGUCCCUCCCUGGCAAGUUCCUAUUGUUACUUAUUGAGGCGAAAUCAGAACGUUCAACAAGUGUAAGGUAUCGGGCGCUGAGUGAGUGGGACUUUUCCCCCAGAUCUAAUUCGUGGGAUCAUCUCUACUGACUGCAACAGCUGCUGCUUCUAACUUACUUACCUGUGGAUUUCCUAUUCGCAACUUGUGUCGGGAGAAGGGGGCAGGGGCAACCCCUGGGAAUGGGGAAAGGAAAGUGACUUGUGAGUCGGACUGUGUCAUCUCAGGCGCUGGUAUUGCCCCCCCCCCCCUACAGUGUGUCAGUGGGAAAACCCAAUGGCAUUGUAGCGUGACUCCCUUCCUAUGGGCUGUGUGUGAUGUGACGGGCACAAGCCGGGGGAGCUGCGGGAAGGCUGCCUGGCCGAGUUUAAUGUGAGGGGGAGUGUGCGCGACUAGGAGACCAGCAGCAGCCCGAGAGAUCGCUCCCAUACAGCCACACACAUACAGGACCCAGAGCGGCCGAUCAUGGCUAAAUGGCUGAAUAAAUACUUCAACAUGGGGAACAACAAUAACAACAAGAGCCCCCCGCAACCCCCCAGACCGGAUUACAAGAGGAAUGGGGGGACCGAGCGCUCCUUCCACCUGCAGUAUCCAGGGGGGCAGCAACAGUUCUACAAACACCACACGUCCCCGCUGCCCGGUCACUGCAGGGAGGAGAGCGAUCUGAUCCGAGCCUAUCGGGCCCAGAAGGACAGGGAUUUCGAGGAUCCGUAUAACGGACCGGGCUCUUCCCUCCGCAAGCUGCGGGCCAUGUGCACUGAGGAACAGCAGGGGGGCGAGGGCAAGAAUGGCUUCUUGCAAGAGUCUUACCACGGCGGAGGCUCCAGCACCAACACCACCUCCUCGUCCUCCUCCUCGUCUUCCUCUCCGCACCUGUACCGCAGCAACAGCGAGAGGAGACCGGCCGGGGCCAGGCAACAGCUGACAGGGGGGUCGGAGCACAAGUACACGGUGUCCCCCAAACACCGGCUUAUCAAGAUAGACAGCUGCGGCUGGGGGGAGAACGGCAUUGCGGGAGGAGGCGCGGGUACAGUUGGCAUCACCUGGAGCCCUGUGGUCACUCCGGUAACCAACAAAACCGAGGAGCAGGGCAACCCCGGAGCCAAGAAAGAGAAGGUUAUUAUAGCUGAUGACUAUUCCGAUCCAUUUGAUGCCAAAAAUGAGAAGAAAAACAAGGGAAUCAAAAUGGAGAGCAAUGGUUACAUGGAACCUUAUGAAGCCCAAAGAUUAAUGACAGAUAUUCAGAAGAAUGAAAGUCAGAAGUCACUUCAGAAAAACAUCCAGUUGUAUGACACCCCCUACGAGCCAGAGAGUAAUGGGGUGGAGUCAGAUUCAGAAAGCAUAGUUGGCCUUAAGCUGCGAGAGAGCAAGUUACCCCAAGAUGAUGACCGACCUGCUGAUGAGUAUGACCAGCCUUGGGAAUGGAACAAAGCAUUGCCAGCCUUGGCAGCCCAGUUCAAUGGUGGUGAGAAAAGGCAAUCAUUAUCACCCUCAAAUGAUAGGCGGCGACAGCUAAGGGCCCCUGGCGGGGGAUUUAAACCUAUAAAACACGGAAGCCCAGACCUCUGCGGAAUCUUGGGAGAGCGAGUGGAUCCUAACAUUGCACUGGAAAAACAAAUAUGGUAUCACGGGGCAAUCAGCCGAACAGAUGCAGAGAACUUGCUCCGACUGUGCAAAGAAUGCAGCUAUCUUGUGAGAAACAGCCAGACAAGCAAGCACGACUACUCCCUGUCACUGAAGAGCAGCCAAGGCUUCAUGCACAUGAAACUGUCGAAAACCAAAGAAAAAUACAUACUUGGCCAGAACAGUCCUCCUUUUGAGAGCGUCUCAGAAGUCGUCCACUUCUACACCACCAGGAAACUUCCCAUAAAAGGAGCGGAACAUUUGUCCCUCUUGUACCCAGUGGCUGUGCGGACCCUUUAGAGUGCAUGCUGUAUGGACCGGUUCACCUCCUUCCUAUGGACAGGGGGCUAUGGAAGCUGUUUGUGGCCAGUAUAGCACAGCUGCACUACAAAACAGCAGGGUACUGGAAUGUGCUAUUCGGGUAUUAAGGAUUGACCGAUUGAACUGUAAGGACCCGCUGGCUGUGUCACAAAAUGUGUACAAUAUUGCACUACUGCAUUCUUAAAGGAUACUGCUUUGGGUUUGAAAAGACCAGUGGAAGAGAAAGUGUAAAAAAAAAACUGUGGAUAAUAACUAAUGUAGCUGUGGCAAUGAAAAGUGUUGUUCGAAAUGCAAUGCUUGUUUGGGUGGAGAAAUGUAAACCCCUUCAGUAUAUAUCUCUUUGUGUAUGUUUCCAUGGAAACCACUAUCGAAUGUUAUUGCACACGCCUGUGUCUGUUUUUGUUUUUUCAGGGUGUUUUUGCAGAAACAAUAAGGAUGUUGCUUGGCAUGUUCUGUAGAUACAUACUGUCAGCUCUCAUCUGUAACCAUGGAAAAUAAAACUGUGCCUUUUUGCACCCAUCGGCUGGGUGUGGGGAUAAGAAUAUGGUGAAGGCUGAAGAAGGCAUGAUGCCUGGAAUACUGCAUGAUUAUACAGGCAGUAAAUCAGAAGGACACCCGGCAGAUGUAACCCUUACUUUCUUCACAGAGUCUUUCUCCUGAACAAAGAUGUAGCUUAUAAAUCAGUCCAAACAGUGUCUUCUUAAAUCCUCAGAGGAUUUGUAUCCAUCUAAAUCAGAGGUGAAUUCCCUUAUUUUUCCUAGAAACUAUAGGGCCUCUCAUUGUUUGCUGCCUUUGUUCAGUUGCUUUGCUAUAAUAUCUGCAAGUGCUAUGCUGUGGGCAUGUAGGCAGUGAGAGUGCAUGCUGUGUGUAUAAUCAGCAGGGGCUGAAUGAUACAUAGAAGGUGUUUUAUUUUCACCAGAAUGCACAUUUCUCCCUCAUUCAAGCAAUGUAUCAUAAAUGAAAAACUAGCACGUCCAGGUAGUAUCUAGUCAGGUUUUCUAGCAUGACCCCU